This is a messenger RNA of Osmerus eperlanus (European smelt), 1418 nucleotides long. RefSeq names its product M-protein, striated muscle-like. The transcript has 8 exons. Gene Ontology annotation, cellular component: plasma membrane. Gene Ontology annotation, biological process: homophilic cell-cell adhesion. The record is from RefSeq and is a predicted model, not a curated record. NCBI's taxonomy places the organism in Eukaryota, Metazoa, Chordata, Actinopteri, Osmeriformes, Osmeridae. The coding region runs from base 223 to 987 and encodes 254 amino acids.
CUCUGACCUCCUCUUCACCUCUAUUCCUUCUAGUUCUCCAAUAAAUCCACAGGAAUAUACAAAGCUUCCAUCAGUGACAACAGAGGAAAGGACCUGUCCCAGAUUGACAUCUCUGGACAAGUUUUUGCUGACAUCAUCGACGAGAUUUCUAAACUUGCUGGUUCCACUGCUGCAGAGCUGUCCAUUCACUGCACUGCUACAGGCAUCCAACUUCAGUGCCACAUGAAAUACUACACCUCAGAGAUGAACAUCUGUUGGCUGCACACUGAGACUAAGCUUUCCAGCUCAGAGAAGGUGGUGAUUGGAGGAACACCAUCCAUGGCUGUCUUGGAGAUUAUUGAGCCAGUUGAUAAGGACAAGGGUGUAUACUCCAUCCAGAUAUCUGAUGCUGAGAAGACCUACACCCGUACCCUAGACCUUUCUGGAGAAGUUUAUGAAAAAGCCUAUGCAGAGUUCCAGAGACUCAAAGCGGAAGCGUAUGCUGAGAAGAACCGUGGCAAGGUUGUAGGUGGUCUUCCUGAUGUGGUCACCAUCAUGGAGAAAAAGACCCUGAGUCUAACAUGCACAGUGUGUGGUGACCCCAAGCCCCAGGUGACUUGGUUGAAGAAUGGCCAGGAGGUUGAGCCUGAUGACCAGUACGUGGUCUCUCUGGACUCUGGCAAAUUUGCCAGCCUCACCAUCAAGGGUGUGUCCCUUGAGGACUCAGGCCGCUACACUAUGAUUGUUCAGAACAAGUAUGGUGGCGAGUCCAUCGACAUCGUAGUCAGUGUGUACAAACAUGGAGAGAAGAUACCUGAGGCCAAGCCAGCCCCCACGCCUAUAACCAUUAUCCCUCCCAAAGGCCCCAUCGAGAUCCCCACCUCUAAGAUGGCAGCACCCACUCCUGCAGCCCCUGCCGCUGCUAAGUCCCCUAUUCCCCCAAAGGGAACCAAGUCCCCUAGCCCUGCCCGCAGCAUGAAGAGCCCCACCCCCACCAAGAAGAAGUAAACUCUCACCAUGUUGCUAUGCCAUCACGACAACCAGUUCUUACCCUGGACUGGAGCAUGAGUCAGUAUAGAUCUAUUGUGGUGUUGUGUUACAUACCAGUGAUUUGUUUUGGAGUGGUUAUCUGUCUCAUACUUUCUGCUCUUUCCUCCUCCUUCUCUGUUGCCUUUGAUGAGCUCUGGUGAUUCAUUUGUCAAAUCACUGUUUUCAAAACUGCUCUUACAGCAGGACAUUGAACUACAGGCUUACCCACAGGUUAGAUAAGCCUAAUUGUUUGGUCCUCUAUUACACCCUCUUUACCCACCCUCUCUCAACUCUCCACCCAACCCUUUUUGUCCCUCCCCUCUUGCAAUGGUCAGAUAAAUCAGUUUUAGCUACUGGUCUGCUAGCCUACUGUCUCCCUCCUUUGUUGUUAAUAAAAUGAGCAGAAAUCA